This is a messenger RNA of Saccharomycopsis crataegensis, 2487 nucleotides long. Its product is annotated as Mps3 protein. Bases 1 to 2487 code for a protein of 828 amino acids. Gene Ontology annotation, molecular function: protein-membrane adaptor activity. The transcript has a single exon. The record is from RefSeq and is a predicted model, not a curated record. Gene Ontology annotation, cellular component: nuclear envelope. NCBI's taxonomy places the organism in Eukaryota, Fungi, Ascomycota, Saccharomycetes, Ascoideales, Saccharomycopsidaceae.
AUGGCCAAAAGUCUAGCAAACUCAAUAAAGAAGAAUAAUCUUUCCAAAGAUGAUAUCAGCCACAUAUUCUCGAGGAUCAUUAGCAACGACGACCUCAUUGCCAAUGAUGAUGAGUUGGAAGAACAAGACGAAAUACCACCACAAGACUUUGACAUCGACAUGUUGAACCAGCAGUUCACUUUGAUGAGAGACUGGAUCACAAAUGGGAACACACAAAAGACCACAGAGUACAUACAAAGUGACAGCGAUAUGGAAGACCAACUUUCUCAACCAGAAGAAGAACAAGAAGAACAAGAAGAAGAACAAGAGAAUGGUCAAUAUCAUAACCUGGAACAAAGAAAACCAAAUUCAAGGCAAACAUCAAAGGCUUCUCAUGUAAAUAUUGAUUCGCCCAGGGGUACAGCAAGGCGCCAAGAUAUUUCCGAGAGUCUGUCUGUUAAAAUAACGAAUCAUAAAGGUUUCUAUAUGUCUCUGCUAUUGCUUUUUUUCCUAUGUUUAGGCUACUUGGGGCUUCAGAAAUUGGAUGGCUCAUCACUUCUUAAUGACUAUGAGCUCCCGGAAAACUUACCAACUGAUUUGAAAAAAUACGUAUCCUCCAAAUUAUCGAACAUCAAUAAAGAUAUGGAGGGGAUCAAGGGAGCAGUUCAAAUUGAAACUGCAGCGGUCAAUUCAAAGCUUGGUGGUAUUAAUGAUCUUAUUCAAAAUUAUCAUUCAGAAAAUGCCAAAGCUAUCAAGGAAAUAGAAACCAAGUUUGACACCAAGUUUGGAGUACUACAUCAAGAAGUUUUCCCCCAAUACAAUGAGAAAAUCAAUUCACUUGAGAAUGAAAUGGAGAAAUUACAGCAAAACCUUAAUCGAACGUUGUCCAACUUUAUACAACAGGUGGAUAAUAGCAGCAACAAGCAAAUUGAUUUUGAAAGAUAUCUUGAGGAAAAAUUACCAAACUACUUGCCCAUAAUGAAAGGAUCAAAAAACAAGUUGACCAUCGUUCCUGAAUUUGAAUCAUAUUUGCACAAAAUAAUUUCAGACUAUGUACAUAAUAAUACUGCAAACUAUAAUAAUAGUGAUAUUUCUUCCCCAACAUUCUCAAGACAGAACUUCAACAAUUAUCUUCAAGAAUUCAUCGAGAAUGCUGAUAAUAUAAAUAUAAUAGACUUAAAAAACUCUUCUAUCGGCUCUUUUAUUAAAAAGCAGAUAUUGGAAAAUAUCAAUUACGACUUGAUUGCUUCAAAAGUUGAUAAAACACUCCAAAUUACCAAAGAUGAAAGUAGCAGGCUAAUAAUUGAUUCGACUACCGAACUCAUAUUGAGUAAAUUGAUCAAACGAAUAAUCAUUAACUUGGAUAGAGAAAAGCAUAACAAGAAGAUUCAAAAAUUCAAUUACGCCAGUUAUGAGAAUGGCGCGAGGAUUAUCCCAGAAUUAGUGGCAUCAUUUGAGUCAUUUAAUAUCACAGAUAUUUUUCUCAGGCAAGUGUCUCAUCAAAGAAAGAUUUGGUCGCGAUUGAAAUCGGUGUUCAGUAAAAAGCAAUCUACUGGCGGUAUUAAACAUAAUGACAAGAAUUUGAUUCUCAACACAUACCAAACGAUCUUACCAAGUACGAUAAUUCCAAAAGAUAACUUUCCCAAUUUCAAAGGAAUCAAAACAGGUAUCAAAACCUUUGCGGUCAAGUUUCCCCAGCCGAUAUAUUUGAAUGAUAUCAUUGUUUCAUACCCAAGAUAUGCUAACAAUCCAUCACUUAUUUAUUCAGCACCAAAAAAAAUCAGCAUGUGGAUUCAGUUGACAAAACCAAAAGAGGAUUUGAAUAAGUUGAAAAAUUACCUCUACGAAGCUACCAAGGAUAAAUAUGAGGACCAAUAUGUGAUCAAUAUGGAGAAAUUGGAACAACGCAUUGAGGAGGAUAAAAAUGAGAUACCUUUGAAGAGAAUCAAGAGUGGGGAAGAGGUGAUAUAUGAGAAAUUCUAUGAAUCCAAUUUUAAUUUGUUUGAUCAAGGGUUUGUUAAGAUUGGCUCAAUGAUAUACAAUUAUGAGCCUAGCAGAGACAACCAGACCUCUAUUCAUCAAAAUUUUCCUCUUAUCAAUAAGAACUUCAAGAACUUGAAGAUCAGAAUCAAUUCGGUAUUUUUCUCGAUUGAGAGCAAUUAUGGGAACGACGAAUUCAACACCAAUCUUUUUAAGGUUAAAGUUUACGGCUUCAGUGAUUUUGAUUUAUAUUGUAUGAGAGAGUUGUUAUUUAGUGAUGAGACCAAACCAAAGAACUUCACGGAUUAUAAAGAUGAUUUGAUUGAAUUAGAGAAUAUGUUUAACGAGAAGUACAUAAGAAAUUUGAGCUACGAAGAAAAUGACAAUGAUGGCGAUCAGCUAGUGCUCAGUACUAUCCCCUCCUCGGGGCAACAAGGCGAAUACAAGAAAAAGGAACUUGAUGAAGACAUGGACUUUGUCGCUGAUUCCUACGUGAUUCAAGAGGACAAUGUUGUUGACUAUUUUUGA